CUCCUCAAACCUCGCCUUCUCACUUCAAUUCCUUACAAAACUAAAAGCCCUUGAUUCUUGUCUUCCUCAGAAACAUACUUUCACUAUAUCGUAUUGAAUUCGAGCUUAAUCAGCUGGUCGGACACACAAAAGCAAGAAAGAUGCGGAUGCUGUUGAGACCAGGAACUAUCUUCCGCAACGAUACAAAGCCUCACCGUGUCGUCUCCUCCUCCCUUUGUAAAAAGAAUCUAUCAUCUUUCUCUGACAACAACAGACAAGUCAUUAAUUCGAUUUGCAAAGUUCUGGAGAGCGGUCCAUGGGGACCUUCAUCCGAAACCGCUCUCUCCUCUCUCAACGUGUCUCCCCAACCAGAGCUGAUCAUCAGCGUCUUACGUAGGCUAAAAGACGUCAACAUCGCGAUCGAUUACUUCAAAUGGUUCGAGAGAAGAACCGAGCUCCCUCACUGUCCUGAGUCUUACAACUCGCUGCUCUCUCUAAUGUCACGCUGCGGAAAGUUCGAACCUUUGGAACAGAUCCUCGGAGAAAUGAGCGUUGCAGGGUUUGGUCCCUCUGUCACCACUUGCAUCGAGAUGGUCACGAGCUGCGUCAAGGCCAACAAGCUUAAACAAGGCUUUGACGUGUUGCAGAUGAUGAGGAAGUUCAAGUUCCGUCCCGCGUUCUCAGCUUACACAACACUGAUCGGUGCUCUCUCGUCGUCGUCGUCGUCUAACGACUCCGACAAGAUGCUGACUCUCUUCCAGCAGAUGCAGGAGCUAGGAUACGAGCCGACGGUUCAUCUCUUCACUACUUUGAUCCGCGGCUUCGCUAGAGAAGGAAGAGUCGAUUCCGCUUUGUCUUUACUCGACGAGAUGAAGAGCAGCUCUCUCGACGCCGACAUUGUCCUUUACAACGUGUGUAUAGACUGCUUCGGUAAAGCGGGGAAGGUCGACAUGGCGUGGAAGUUUUUCCACGAGAUGGAAGCCAACGGUUUGCACCCCGACGAAGUCACUUACACCAGCAUGAUUGGAGUUUUGUGUAAAGCCAAUAGAUUGGAAGAAGCUGUGGAGAUCUUUGAGGGUUUGGAGAAGAGCAGACGCGUACCUUGCAGUUACGCUUACAACACGAUGAUCAUGGGUUACGGCUCGGCUGGAAAGUUUGAGGAAGCUUACAGUUUGCUAGAGAGACAAAGAUCCAAAGGCUCUAUACCGAGUGUGAUAGCUUACAACUGCAUCCUCACAUCCCUGAGAAGAAUGGGGAGAGUUGACGAAGCGUUGAGAGUCUUUGAAGAGAUGAAGAAAGACGCUCCCCCGAAUCUCUCGACCUAUAACAUUCUCAUUGAUAUGUUGUGUAGAGCUGGUAAGCUUGAUUCCGCCUUUUCGAUGCGUGAUUCCAUGGAGAAAGCUGGUUUGUUUCCUAAUGUAAGGACCGUGAACAUAAUGGUUGAUCGGUUAUGCAAAGCAAACAAGCUUGAUGAAGCUUGUGGUGUAUUCGAGGAGAUGGAUUGUAAACUUUGCACGCCGGAUGAGAUCACGUUCUGCUCGCUUAUAGAUGGGUUAGGGAAGGUUGGGAGAGUCGACGACGCGUAUAGAAUCUACGAGAAGAUGCUGGACGCUGAGUGUAGGCCCAACUCUGUUGUCUACACGUCUCUUAUAAAGAGCUUCUUUAACCAUGGGAGGAAAGAAGAUGGACACAAGAUAUAUAAAGAGAUGAUGAGUCAGCGAUGCUCUCCUGAUCUGCAGUUUCUUAAUACUUACAUGGACUGUAUGUUUAAAGCUGGUGAGGCUGAUAAGGGAAGAGCGAUGUUCGAGGAGAUAAAAGCUCGUGGUUUCGUUCCGGAUGCGAGAAGCUACUCGAUCUUAAUCCAUGGGCUGAUCAAAGCAGGGUUUGCUAACGAGACUCACGAGCUGUUUUAUUUAAUGAAGGAGCGAGGAUGCGUUCUGGACACGCGUGCUUACAACAUUGUCAUUGACGGUUUCUGCAAGUGUGGGAAAGUUAACAAAGCGUAUCAGCUCCUGGAGGAGAUGAAAGUGAAAGGUUUUGAACCGACUGUUGUUACUUAUGGUUCGGUUAUCGAUGGACUUGCGAAGAUAGAUAGGUUAGACGAAGCUUAUAUGCUCUUUGAGGAAGCGAAGUCGAAGGGGAUAGAGCUGAACGUUGUGAUCUACAGUAGUUUGAUUGAUGGGUUUGGGAAAGUGGGGAGGAUCGAUGAAGCUUACCUCAUCUUGGAGGAGCUGAUGCAGAGAGGGCUGACGCCUAAUGUCUACACGUGGAACUCGCUGCUCGACGCGUUGGUGAAGGCUGAGGAGAUCAACGAAGCAUUGGCUUGUUUCCAGUCUUUAAAAGAGAUGAAAUGCGCGCCGAACCAAGUUACUUACGGUAUCUUGAUCAACGGUCUAUGCAAGGUGAGGAAGUUUAAUAAGGCCUUUGUGUUUUGGCAAGAGAUGCAGAAGCAAGGGAUGAAGCCAAACGCUGUUUCGUACACUACUAUGAUCUCGGGGCUAGCGAGGGCUGGGAAUAUAGCGGAGGCUGGUUCGCUUUUUGAUCGGUUUAAGGGGAAUGGUGGUGUUCCGGACUCUGCUUGUUAUAACGCUAUGAUUGAAGGUCUGAGUAGUGGGAACAGGGCGGUGGAUGCUUAUGCGCUUUUUGAGGAGACGCGGAGGAGAGGGUUGAGUAUUCAUAGCAAGACCUGCGUUGUGCUUUUGGAUGCUUUGCAUAAGAGUGAUUGUCUUGAGCAAGCGGCUGUUGUUGGUGCUGUUUUGAGGGAAACGGGGAAGGCCAAGCACGCUGCACGGUGUUGGUAGGGAGUGGUUUGCUUGGACAACAAGAAAAACGUUCUGGAUUGUGUUUGAUACCACCAGUCAAGUGGUGGUUCUGAACGUUUUUGAUUUACAAGGAUCACUGGAGGAGCGAGCUCCUUGUGCAGUUGAGAAGCUGAAAGUUGAAGAAGAAUGUUUACUAGAAAUGAAUUUUAUAACCACUGCAAUAUUGAUCUUUUUAUGAUCAUAUCCUGAGCUUGAUAGCCUACUUAUUGCUAGACGAGAAAGAUGCAUUGAAAACUAAAGCAAAGCUGUUUACGUA
Molecule: messenger RNA, 3057 nt
Organism: Brassica oleracea var. oleracea
Lineage: Eukaryota; Viridiplantae; Streptophyta; Magnoliopsida; Brassicales; Brassicaceae
Product: pentatricopeptide repeat-containing protein At3g06920
Exons: 2
Coding region: 141-2780 (879 amino acids)
Molecular function (GO): protein binding
Source: RefSeq, a predicted model, not a curated record